AUUGUAUUUGGGAUCGUUCUCUCUACGAAUCCUUUUUGUAUCUCCUCCGAUUUUCCGGCAGCCAUACGGUUGUUUUAAUGGAGGGAGAGAAGAAGUACAUUAGCUCCGAUGAGCUCAAACAGCAUGACGAGCUCGGAGAUCUGUGGAUCUCUAUCCAGGGUAAGGUUUACGAUGUCUCCAGUUGGGUUAACAAGCAUCCGGGUGGGGAUGGUCCGCUAUUGAGUUUGGCGGGUCAGGAUGUUACCGACGCCUUCAUCGCCUAUCAUCCCGGCACCGCGUGGCAAUAUCUCGACGAAUUCUUUACUGGGUAUUAUCUGAAAGAUUUUUCCGUCUCCGAUGUAUCCAGGGAUUACCGGCGGCUCGUUUCUGAAUUCGCUAAAUCGGGUUUGUUCGAAAAGAAAGGACAUAUCGCGUUUUGGUCUCUGUUUUCCGUUUCCGUCAUGUUUCUGAUUGUUCUUUACGGUGUUUUGAGAUGCGAGAGCGUUUGGUCGCAUUUGGGGUCGGCGAUGGUGUUGGGUAUGCUCUGGAUGCAGAGCACAUACGUCGGGCACGAUUCCGGCCAUUACCAGGUGAUGACGACGAGUGGGUAUAACAAGAUCGCGCAGCUCCUCGCCGGUAACUGUGUAACCGGAAUCAGCAUCGCCUGGUGGAAAUGGACCCACAAUCAACACCACAUCGCCUGCAACAGCCUCGAUCACGACCCUGAUCUCCAACACAUCCCAAUGUUUGCAGUUUCUUCGCAUUUAUUCAAUUCCAUAACAUCCUACUUCUAUGAAAGAAAGUUGAAAUUCGAUUCUUUGGCUAGGUUCUUUAUCAGUUACCAGCAUUGGACAUUUUAUCCUGUAAUGUGCGUUGCCAGGGUAAACCUGUUCUUGCAGACAUUCUUGUUGCUCUUCAAUCCGAACAGAAGAGUCCCGCACAGAGCUCUCAACAUCAUGGGAAUCCUUGUCUUCUGGACAUGGUUCCCUCUCCUGGUUUCCUACCUCCCAAAUUGGGAACAGAGAAUCAUGUUUGUCCUCACAAGCUUUGCUGUUACAUCCAUCCAACAUGUUCAGUUCUGCUUGAAUCAUUUCUCCGCCAAUGUAUACAUUGGACCUCCCGAGGGUAACAAUUGGUUUGAGAAACAAACAAGUGGGACAUUGGACAUCUCCUGUUCAUCCUGGAUGGAUUGGUUCUUCGGCGGCCUACAGUUCCAGUUGGAGCACCACCUGUUUCCGCGGUUGCCAAGGUGUCAACUGAGGAAGAUUUCCCCAUUGGUGAGGGAUCUGUGCAAGAAGCACAAUUUACCAUACCGGAGUUUGUCAUUCUUUGAGGCUAAUCAAUGGACCAUUAGGACUCUGAGAACGGCUGCCCUGCAGGCUCGUGACCUGACCAAUCCUGUCCCCAAGAAUUUGUUGUGGGAAGCAGUUAAUUCUCAUGGCUGAAGAAGGAUUAUAAUGGAUUUUCAUAUUUCUUUUUUCCCUAAACUUUCAGUCCCCAAUUUGGGUUUUUCUUGGGGGUUUUGAAUGCAUUUGAAUUUGUUUUGUUAUGGUUUUUUUGGUUGUUUAGGAUGUUAUGAUUCAUGAGCUUUGUUUGAACACGAUAGAAAGCCAGUCUAUUUGUCUUUGCUUCUUGAAAUAUAUUUCAGGAAUUCAAAUCCUAAAUGCUUUAAGCUUGCAUGAAAUCAUUUUCCUUUUUCAGUAUUUUUUUCUUUUUUGAAUUUAGAAACAUGUCAUGACAAGUUUGUAAUAUUGUUUUAUUUGGGAAAUAUAAAUGGGAUCAGGGAUG
Rubroshorea leprosula is the source of this 1767-nucleotide messenger RNA. Lineage: Eukaryota; Viridiplantae; Streptophyta; Magnoliopsida; Malvales; Dipterocarpaceae. The record is from the annotation of a GenBank genome assembly.